CAGCAAACAUUAAAGCCAGAACCCGGACCUCGAGAGAGUGCAUGCCUUGCAGCUUAUCAAAAUAGAGUAUAUGUAUUUGGUGGGACUGGAAAUGACCUACAGAAUAGUUGGUUCAGUUAUGUUGAAGCACCAUUUGAUACUUCAAAUUUGAAAUGGGUCGCAAUGCCUACGACUGGCUCACAUAAUGCGAGUAGUAGACCAGCCUGUGGUGUGACUUCUUCUGGUGUGUUAAUAGUGACAGGCGGCGGUGUAAUUUCUGACGUGAAUUAUAAGGGUAUACAAGCCUUCGAUCUAACUAAAGGAACGAGUGGUACAUGUCACAGUCUUGUUAUAUUUACUACUUCUGCUGGUGAAGAAGUACUAUUCCAAUUUGGUGGGUCUCCAUCAAAUGAUACAUAUUUACUUCAUAUAUCCAAUAUGACAUGGGAAACGAUACCAUUAGACUCAACUACCCCACCACCAAAUGGUCUAUUUGGUAUGGCUUAUUCUAAAGAUAAUGUGUACAUAAUUGGUGGAAGUUCCGAUUUUAAUGGUGGUUUAUUCUAUGAUGUAUGGGGUUUCAAUGUUCCCACACGCAAAUGGUUUGAUCCAAAAGCAUCAAUGCCUACUGGAUGGUUUAAUGGACAUGUAGGACAUUUAAAUGAUACUUUUUUUAUAGUUUCUGAUGAUAGUUCUGGUCCAUCUGCCAUGAGAGUUUGGACGUUAUCAAACAAUUCUUUUGAUACUUACUCUUCUGGACCUAUGUCCACAGUAGGUCAUGCUUAUUAUGCUAAUGCACAACUCCUUGGUAGUGACGCUUUAAUUACUUACGGUGGAAGUACAAAAAAUAGUAGUGUUAAUGAUAUAAACACCUAUCUUGGAAAUACGGCUGAUAUGUUAAUAUUUAAUAUGACUCAAAGAGCAUGGGUUACUACUUAUAAUUAUGUAACAAAUGCUCCAAUGGAUAAAUUUCUUGGUGGUCCUUUGGCUCCUAAUCAGAAUGACCCAUUCAUAAAACCCCUCACUUCCGUUUCACAAGGAAAUAGUACCAACAAAAAUAAUUCAACAGGCAAUUCAGGCAAUUCAGGCAAUCCAGGAAAUCCGACAAGCAAUAAUUCACAAUCAUCUUUAAUGUUAUAUGUUGCUAUAGGAGGAGGCUUGUUACUUCUUAUAUUAGCUAUUAUCAUGUUCAUCUUUUAUAGAAUUUAUCGAAAGAAACAAUUUGAAAAAUCAAAAAUCCAUUCAUUCGGAAAAGACGAUAACUUUGAUCAAGAUCCUUCUUUGGAUCAUAAAUCAAAUUUAAAAGCAUAUAAUCCGGCUCAAUUUAAUAUAUCUUCAGAUAAAAAUCUUGAUUUUCCAAAACCCGGUUUUUAUUCAAAUUCAAAUUCAUCAAAUUCUACAUUAACAACAUUAACAGGAGCUCCACAUACAAUACGUGUACAUGUACCUAAUUCCAAUACUCGAUUUAAAGAUGAAGUAUUUGGUCGUCAUAAGCUUAAUGCUAUGACUUAUGAUCAACCUGAUGUUGUCACAAUAACACCAUCUGCUCCUACUGGAACUGUCAUCCUUCAACGUUAUAAACUUUGCGGAAAUUCUGCUUAUGGUGGUAAUAAUACGAUACGUCAAGCUAUUGAUGAACAAACAGAUGAUCAAGUUGCUAUCAAAUUCUUUCAAAAUUUUGAAUCUUUUGAAAGAGAAGUUAUUAUGCUUAAAUACUUACGAUCACGUCAUGUUGGUGAAUUGUUGGCAUUAUAUGAACUUCCAUCAAAAAAAGAUUGGCCUUAUGUUAUUAUAUUAAAUUAUUAUCCUCAAAGCAUGGAUAAACUAAUCAUAACAAAAUUAUCCUCAAUGGAUGUUUUGUAUAUUAAAUUGUUAAUUAAAUCUAUUACUCAAGCAAUUCAUUAUCUUCAUACUCAUAAUGUUGCUCAUUUGGAUAUUAAACCUGGUAAUUUUGUACAUGAAAAGGAUGACCUUACAUCCUGGCGUCUUGUGGAUUUUGAAGCUGCCAGAUUUGUAGGAGAAGAAUGGGUCGAUGAUUGCUCACCUAUGUAUUGCCCACCCGAGGUGUACAAUGCAGCUUAUAAUAAUCAGUCAAUAGUUGCUUCAACUUCAAUGGAUAUAUGGUCACUUGGUUGUAUAAUUUAUGAAUUAUACACAAAUACACCACUUUUCUAUUCUGAAGAAGAAGCCAUUAAUAAAUUAACUAGAAGUUUUGCUCAAGGCGAAUUGGUAGAUUUUCCAUUAAAUAAAAUUCCUGAUCAACAAGCUAGAAAUAUUUUAUCAAAAAUGUUGGCUGUCAAACCAUCAGAAAGAAUAUCAUGUGAACAAAUUCUUCGUUCAGCCUUUUUAAAUUCAGAUCGUAUAAUUACAGUAGUAAACCAAAAUACAAGUGCAAUUCUUUCAACUCUUCAAGAAACAACUAAUCUUAUCCUUAAACAAAUUGAUGCUGUAGUCAAUAGUAUAACUGAUACAGUAGAUGCUGCAAUACCACGUUUAUAUGUUUUAUUACCAGGUCAAGAAGCCAAAUCCAUAUUCAAACCACAUACUUGGGGAAAAAAUACAUUUAUCUUACAUCUUCUUUGUGAAGGUCUAGAUCCAAAUAAUCAAGAAGCACAUUUUACAAAUCAUGUGGGUUAUAAAAUUCAUGAUCCAAAGCUUUUAUUAAGAAAAGCUGCUCGACCUACUGAAUAUUUUAAACAACUUACACAAAUUCUUGAUUCAGAGAUUACAUUUUCAGAACAAACAAGAGAUAUUGAAAAAACAAAAAAAGAUCCUGUUGGUCGGAUGAAAGUUGUUCAAGGAGCUGCAUUACGAGAACUUGAGGCCUUUUUAGCAAUGAAUGAUCAAGCAAAAGAAUGGGGUGGUCUCACACGUGUUGUGAUGGAAAAUGGUCGUUGGCGAUGGGUUUGUGGACAUUGCUAUAAUCGUUUGAACACUUAUGAAGAUUCUUAUUCGGUUGAUGAGGACGAGGAUUUUGGGAUGGCAAUGUGA
Molecule: messenger RNA, 2970 nt
Organism: Cetraspora pellucida
Lineage: Eukaryota; Fungi; Glomeromycota; Glomeromycetes; Diversisporales; Gigasporaceae
Source: the annotation of a GenBank genome assembly